Messenger RNA from Schistocerca nitens (vagrant locust), 777 nucleotides. RefSeq names its product ankyrin repeat domain-containing protein 2-like. NCBI's taxonomy places the organism in Eukaryota, Metazoa, Arthropoda, Insecta, Orthoptera, Acrididae. The record is from RefSeq and is a predicted model, not a curated record. The coding region runs from base 1 to 714 and encodes 237 amino acids. The transcript is spliced from 3 exons. Gene Ontology annotation, molecular function: protein binding.
AUGUCUGGCUGUGAGCGGGAGCUGGCCGCUCAGCUGACAGUGGAGAACGCGGCAGCCACAGCGGUGCUGGCAGUCGGUCACUCGUGUCUCAGUCUCACAGAGGCCGCUGUCGCCUUCAUAAAGGCCAACUUGCAGGUGUUAGCCACACAGGGCUGGGCCGAUGCAGUCCUCAACCACCCUGAUGAAGUGGUCGAAGUGAGUCGGCUGCUCGGUGAGCCGUCGGCAGAAUACAGACGCCUUCCCGGAAAGGAGUGUGGCAGGAGGCUGAUCGAGGCAGCUAAGGAGGGGGCAGUGGAGGAGCUGAGGGUGCUUCUGGCGGCAGGUGCGAAUGUGGAGGCGAGGGACGAGGACAUGUGGACUGCCCUGCACUGGGCGGCAGUGAGGGGACACGAGAAUGUGGUGAGGUGUCUGGUGGAGGGUGGGGCGGACGUCGAAACCAGAGACAGCAGGGGGAACACACCCAUGCACUGGGCUGCAUACCGCGGCCACGCGGCUGUGGUACGGCUACUGGCCGCCACCUCUGGUGACCCCAACGCCAAGGACGAGUACCAGUGGACGCCGUUGCACUAUGCAGCGAGGCAGGGCCACGCAGAGGUGGCGGCUGUGCUGCUCGAUGUGGGGGCCGACAGAGGGGCCUGGGAUGAUCACGGACAGAUACCUCUGUACCUAGCCAUGCAGAACAGAGAGCAGCAGCUUGCAGAUAUGCUAUCAUGAAGCAUGCAGUCCAAAAAAUUCUUUUGCUAUAACAUUUAAACACAUCUCUACAUUUAUUUUGUA